Messenger RNA from Paracoccidioides lutzii Pb01, 2730 nucleotides. RefSeq names its product ubiquitin interaction motif protein. The record is from RefSeq and is a predicted model, not a curated record. Gene Ontology annotation, biological process: protein deubiquitination. The transcript is spliced from 6 exons. The coding region runs from base 1 to 2730 and encodes 909 amino acids. Gene Ontology annotation, cellular component: nucleus; cytosol. Gene Ontology annotation, molecular function: protein binding.
AUGGCUUCUUCCGAGCUGUCUGCGGAUGCCAUCGAAAGCUUUAUAUCCUUCACAAAUGCCACGCGGGAACAGGCGAUAGCUUUCCUUGAGGCAAAUAACCAUGAUUCCAAUAGAGCUAUCAAUGCCUACUUUGAAAACCCUGGCAGCGUGCAAGCUGAGGUAUGGCCUAUGCCACCUUCUAGUCAGCAGGAGCGAUAUGGAUACCAGAAUCAAAAUGUACCUUCCUUUAGAAUUGACGCCGAUCCUGUGCACCCUGUCGGAUACCGAUCAGCUCCUUCACGUCCCCCGUCGAGAAUUGGUUCUCACGACCACCUAGAAGAUGCUAAGUUGGGCCAGCCGAUCCGGGGCUCCACAAAUAGGCUUGAUGAUGUAGGAGAACCAGGCCCAACUGUGCGUAUGUCUCUUGCGGAACAGGAGGAGCAUGAGUUGCAGCGGGCAGUAGCAUUGUCAUUGAACGCUGAAUUUGCUGGUAAUGGCGAUAUUUCUAUCGACGAAGGCGGCCAGGAAACUGGUGUAGUUCAACUCCACACGAAUCACACCAGCUUUGGGCCUGCUACCAAGAGUCAUUAUGAGGAAACAGCCUGGGCAUUAACGUUGCUGGAUACUACUGCUCGCGACGUGUGCAUCCACCCAGACCCGGAGGAGCGAAAGAGGGCAAACGAUGAGCCUGCUUUCCUUCGCCCUUCAGCCGAUAUGGAAUACCUCGCUGGCUUCGUAACUAUUCUCCAUGCAAUCCCGCUGGCGAGAGAAGCUUUAUUGCUUAGGGAUAAAGUCAUCCGAGACUAUGGCAAUGACCCGCAGUGGUGGAAUGGACAGCCUAUUAACCUCCCAGCCUCAGUAACCCUAGCUGAUGAUGGGUACAUGGAUGAAGAUGAACCUAAUGUUCUUCUACUUGAAACACAGAGGCUUAUGGCAUUUCUGGAUUCAACUCAUCGUGCAUUUGGAAGCGCUGAUAUCCUAGCCAAUCUUGACUAUUCUCGAAGUGACAACUCCGAUGAUUACAGUAUUGGCCAAUUUUUGGAAUCAUGGCAAAUAUCUGCCGUAACAGCAACCCCAGAUAACCAGCUGGCUACUGUAUUCUCAUCCAUGGCUUCGAAGAGGCCAUUUUCUAUCAACGACGAACCGAUUGAUAGGGAAUUCCUCACAUUGACGCUUUCUGUUUAUCCGGAGUAUGCAGAAACGUUAUACGAUGUCAUGGACACGUCGAUGUGGAAUGAUUCAAUGGAAUCAGAGCUUGAUGAUAUAUGGAUUGACCGUAUUGGUGAAGUGUUCUCUCUACGGUUGGAUGCUGCGGGAGAUCAGAAAUCCGUUAACGUAAAAAUCCCUGCGGUGUGGUAUCCCGACCGGUAUAUGGAGGCGUGCAGGGAUAUCUCUCGUGAUAUUCGAAAAAAGAGAAUCGAGGCUUAUAUAGAGAUUGAAAGACUGCAUGAUUUAAUGCAGCGCUUCUCAACUUUGAGAAUUGGCGACUAUACCUCCCACAUCAAGAAUAGUUUUAAUUUAGCUGUCAAUGCGUUGCAGGUUGCUUCGCGGAAUAACCUGGCCAAUGGGUCUCACGAAGGCGCAGAAGAUACACCAGAUCAAACUAUCGUAUCGCAUGAGGCUGUCAUAGAUCUCGCGAACGAGUUGAGGGGCCUCACAGAGAAAAUCGACGAGAAGCUACAAUGCCUGGAGGAGAGAAAAUAUGAGGCGUUAGCUUCAUUAAGACGGUAUUCAAAGGAGCUUACGACUCCGUCUGACGAUCCUACGAAACCACCAUAUAACAAAUACACGUUGCGAGGCGUGUGCACGCUUCCACAUGUCACAUAUGUACUGAGACGCUGCAAAAAGCUCGUCGACGACACAGAUGAGUCCACCUCCACAAACCCAACCCCUGAUGCAUGGCAGUGGUGGCGGAUCAGCUUUUCCGUCGAUGACGCCAAAGCUCGACAUGCAGAAGCGACUCAGACACCCAUAGUACCCUCCUCCCAACAAUAUCCGGCCAAGGCCCAACCACAAAAGAGGCCGAGAGUUCCCCUACCAACCAAUGCUGAUGUGGCUGGUUAUUCGGUGCGACCUGUCCGGGAAAUAGAGGUUCUACGCGCUGCGAAGGAUGAAUCCCGUUCUGUGAUUCUUGUAUAUGCAAAUGAAAAUGCGGUGAAUUUUAAGGAGGAGCCCCUUCCACCGGAACUACAGGCAUUUGUGGAUGCUGACAACAAAGCCUUCGGAACUGAGUUAGAAGAAAUUGCCCGGAGAAUAGAGCAAGGGGAUGAAACUGUACCAUCAAGCGAAAAUUUAUGGUCUGACCUCGAACCUCUAGGCGGCCAGUCAGAUGACAUUGUCAUUGAUGGAGCGCAACAGAUUGAUGUAAGAAAUGUGGAAAUGGAACGUGUGCCUAAGUCAUUGUCGUCGACGGAGGAGGUGGAAGUUAAACAAGGCAACUGUAAAAAACAAGGGUCAUACGAUGAGCGCGAUCCUACAAGGAUGCUUUCCAAAUCCGCGGCACUACCCACAACGAACGUGUUCGACUAUGAAGUAUCUUCGUUUUCGGAUACACCACCGAGUGAGGAGGAAAGGGGACCGGAGAUGCAGGAGCGGGCUGGUGGUAGUGGCAGUGGACGUGGCAUAUUGGGCGUUGGCAGUGAUGGGAAUAGCUGGGUAAAUUUUUCCAUGCCACCGUCUGAUCCUAUGGACGGAAUUCGGAAGGAGGGUGAUAACAAUGACAGCAAUCCUGAUAAGGUACUAUUAGAGUAA